Messenger RNA from Paramecium tetraurelia, 1356 nucleotides. RefSeq lists its product as uncharacterized. The record is from RefSeq and is a predicted model, not a curated record. NCBI's taxonomy places the organism in Eukaryota, Ciliophora, Oligohymenophorea, Peniculida, Parameciidae. The transcript is spliced from 6 exons. Gene Ontology annotation, molecular function: protein binding.
AUGAAUAAUGAUAAUACAAACAAUGAUGCAAAUUACAAUGAAUUUGAACUUCAGCUUCAAAGAUUUUAAUUUUCGCUCUAUGCUUUCGGAUUUAAUUUUUAUUUAGACAAUCAGGAAUUUAAUAGAGGAGAUUCCUUUGGUGAAGAGGAUGAUAUAGUAAGAGGUUAGAGAUUAGCCCAAAGAAGAGAAAGAAAUUCGCCAAGGGAAAAAUAUUAAAAUCUUUAAAAAUAUCUUCAAAAGCGCACAGAGCCUAUACAAAAUGAUCAUUUAGAUUAGAGUUAACCUUACAUCAAAGUUACUUGUCAAAGAAAUACGAAUGUGAAUAAUCAAUAUUUUAUUAACGAAUUUGGACUGAUUGGCUCGCUAAAAAACACAAACUCAAAAGAUAUUUUGAUCGGAAGAUCUCAUCGAAAUUAAAAUCAAGAUCUCAUUCCUAAUGAUAUAAUAUUACCAGAAGAUCGAGUAAUUUCAAGGAUUCAUUGUAAAAUAGUUUGCAAAGACUACUUUAGAAAGGAUUAAAUACUGGACUAAGGAUAUCAAUUUGCAUUAAUGCACAUCAACCUGCCAAAAAUGAUCAAGCAUAAAAUAAGUUAAUUUUUAGAAGAACCAAGAAAUGUUUACAUCUAAGAUUUAGGAAGUAUAUGUGGAACUUACUUGAGAGUAUUCAGAUCGGAGCCUUACUUAUUAUCUAUUGAUACUAAGUUCAGUAUAGGUAGUGAGACCAACUUUAGUAUUGUUUUGAAUGAAACAUAUAAGCAAAAUUUAAAAGAAGUAGAUUAGGAAUUUUACAGAACCUUGAAAAGAUUAAGUUGUUUGAAAUCAUCAUAGAGACAUGAAAUUUAUUUUUAGGACAAACAGAAAUAAUAGGAAUUUCAAUAAUUAGAGGAAGAAACAACAACCACCAAUCCUAGAGAGUAUUAUUAAAAGUUAAAAGAAUAUAAUGUUCCAAUUUUAGGAAUCAAAUUUUCUGGUCAAGGUGUUGACUAAAAUAAACAACAUAACAUCUUAAUAGGCAAAUAAAAUUUAGAUACAGAUGAUUUCUACAUAGGGAGAGGAGCAGAAAAUGCAAUUAAGAUAAAUUAAAACACAAUUUCUAGAAAAUAAUGUAGAAUUAAAUAUUCAGUUAAACAUCAAUCUUGGGUAAUUUCAGAUGGGGCAUUAGAUAGAGAUUCAGCUAAUGGGACUUGGGUGAGCCUUUCAACCGUUGAGUAAUCAGAUAUGAAGAAGGAAUCUAAUUAGAUUAUAUUGAAACACAAUUCUGAAAUCAAAAUAGGAGAUUUCAACCUGAAAGUGGAAUUAGUUAAGGGAUAGAGGCGCAAAUUUGGAUAAUAAAUUAAAGAAUUGCUGUCUGUUUGA